AUGAAUGAUAUAACAGAUCAAUGCGAGUAUAAAAAAGAUCAAAGCGAUAUUUCGAAAGAAUUAUGUGCCUGGAUCGAAAGUAUUCCUUUUACGAAACCUAAGAAGAAUAUAUCUCCUUUGUCGUUAUACAGAGAUUUAUCGGAUGGCGUCUUGUUAGCUGAAAUUCUCAAGUAUUAUUAUCCCCGUUACGUUGAUCUUCAUAAUUACAUACCUGCAAAUAAUUUUUUCUUGAAGAAAGAUAAUUGGAAUACAUUAAAUCGUAAAGUGUUAACGAAGAUCGAUAUGAAAUUGAAUAAAAAUAUUAUAAGUUUACUCGCUAAUUGUCAUCAAGGAACAAUAGAGAAGCUCCUUUUUGAGAUCAAAAACAAAAUCGAAAGAAUCAAUCAUCAGGAUGUUUUGUCGUUAAACGAAACGCAAAAUGAUGAGCUAGUUAACAAUGAUAACGUUAAAUUAUCGGAAAAUCUGAAUAAUCGGGAUUCUAUUGAAAUGUUAACAUCUAAGAAAGCGAACAUUAAAGAAUUUUCUGUUUCUCGUCAGUUAAAGAUAAAUUGUAUAAAGGGAGCGAUAUUUAACGCUACAAAAUGGUUGUUUAGUUGGUUCUGCUUUUGGAAUUUCUUCUUGAGUUAUGAAGAUAUAAAAAUCGAAGUUGAUCAGAAAGACGAAGACGUACCACAUCAAAUUUGUAUUCAAUUGAAGCAAGAAUUACGUGAGAAAGAUAAUCUAAUAUGUACUUUGAAUCAUAAAAUCGCUUAUCUGGAAGGAGCAAUGAAGUUGAAAGAUCUACGCAUAUCUGGUCUAACAUCACAAAUAGUACAAAAUGCCGUGGAAAUGGAUAACUUUGGUAAAUGUCAAGGAAAUGAGGAUCAAUCGAAAACACGUAUACGUUUUUUCUCUAAUAAUCACAAACAUAGCGAAAAUGAAAUCAACAUGAUGCUAUAA
This is a messenger RNA of Vespa velutina, 939 nucleotides long. RefSeq lists its product as uncharacterized. Gene Ontology annotation, molecular function: microtubule binding. The record is from RefSeq and is a predicted model, not a curated record. The transcript has 4 exons. Gene Ontology annotation, biological process: regulation of cytoskeleton organization. Gene Ontology annotation, cellular component: axoneme. NCBI's taxonomy places the organism in Eukaryota, Metazoa, Arthropoda, Insecta, Hymenoptera, Vespidae. The coding region runs from base 1 to 939 and encodes 312 amino acids.